AUGAGGACCACAGCCCUGGCUUUCCUGCCUGCUGGCUGUGUGAUUUUGAGGGGCCGCAGGGGUGGGGUGCACGGGCAAGCCAGGGCCCCCGCAGCCUCUAUUGGACCCUCAGUCUCAGCCUUCAGCAAGAAGCCACGGUCCGUGGAGGUGGCCGCCGGGGGCCCUGCCGUGUUCGAGGCCGAGACAGAGCGGGCCGGAGUGAAGGUGCGCUGGCAGCGAGGAGGCACUGACAUCAGCGCCAGCGACAAGUUCGGGCUGGCAGCCGAGGGCACGCGGCACACGCUGACCGUGAGGGACGUGGGCCCUGCGGACCAGGGGUCUUACGCCGUCAUCGCAGGCUCCUCCAAGGUCAAAUUUGACCUCAAGGUCGUCGAAGCAGAGCCAGCAGAGCCCGUGCCGGCCCCUGCCCCAGCCCCUGCCCCUGCCCCUGCGGAGGCCCCUGCGGAGGCCCCCGGCGUUCCCGGAGAAGCCCCGGCCUCAGCCACUGAGGUGGAAGGAGGCUCCCCAAGUCCCAAAGGGUCAAGUUCAGCGGCCCCCAAUGGGUCUGCUGCCCCCGACGACCCCAUCGGCCUCUUUGUGACGCGGCCACAGGAUGGCGAGGUGACCGUGGGCGGUAGCGUCACCUUCUCGGCCCGCGUGGCCGGGGCCAGCCUCCUGAAACCGCCCGUCGUCAAGUGGUUCAAGGGCAAGUGGGUGGACCUGAGCAGCAAGGUGGGCCAACACCUACAGCUGCACGACAGCUACGACCGGGCCAGCAAGGUCUACCUGUUUGAGCUGCACAUCACCGAUGCCCAAGCCACCUCCGCGGGCGGCUACCGCUGUGAGGUGUCCACCAAGGACAAGUUUGACAGCUGCAACUUCAACCUCACUGUCCAUGAGGCCAUCGGCCCCGGAGACCUGGACCUCCGGUCAGCUUUCCGCCGCACGAGCGUGGCUGGCGGUGGUCGUCGGACCAGUGACAGCAGCGAGGACGCCGGGGUCCUGGACUUCAGCUCGCUGCUGAAGAAGAGCAGCAGUUUCCGGACCCCACGGGACUCGAAGCUGGAGGCCCCGGCCGAGGAGGACGUGUGGGAGAUCCUGCGGCAGGCGCCGCCGUCCGAGUACGAGCGCAUCGCCUUCCAGCACGGAGUCACCGACCUGCGGGGCAUGCUCAAGAGGCUCAAGGGCAUGAAGCGCGAUGAGAAGAAGAGCACAGCCUUCCAGAAGAAGCUGCAGCCGGCCUACCAGGUGAACAAGGGCCACAAGAUCCGGCUGACGGUGGAGCUGGCCGACCCCGACGCCGAGGUCAAGUGGCUGAAGAAUGGACAGGAGAUCCAGAUGAGCGGCAGCAAGUACAUCUUCGAGUCCAAUGGUGCCAAGCGCACACUGACCAUCAGCCAGUGCUCGCUGGCGGACGACGCGGCCUACCAGUGCGUGGUGGGCGGCGAAAAGUGCAGCACCGAGCUCUUUGUCAAAGAGCCCCCGGUGCUGAUCAUGAGGCCCCUGGAGGACCAGCUGGUGAUGGUGGGGCAGCGGGUGGAGUUUGAGUGCGAGGUGUCUGAGGAGGGGGCCCAGGUGAAAUGGCUGAAGGACGGGGUGGAACUGACUCGGGAAGAGACCUUCAAGUACCGGUUCAAGAAGGACGGCCGGAAACACCACCUGAUCAUCAACGAGGCCACCCUGGAGGACGCCGGGCACUACGCGCUGCGCACCAGCGGGGGCCAGGCGCUGGCCGAGCUCAUCGUGCAGGAGAAAAAGCUGGAGGUGUAUCAGAGCAUCGCGGACUUGACGGUGGGCGCGAAGGACCAGGCCGUGUUCAAGUGUGAGGUGUCGGACGAGAACGUGCGGGGCGUGUGGCUGAAGAACGGGAAGGAGCUGGUGCCUGACAGCCGCAUAAAGGUGUCCCACAUCGGGCGGGUCCACAAACUGACCAUCGAUGACGUCACGCCUGCGGACGAGGCUGACUACAGCUUCGUGCCUGAGGGCUUCGCCUGCAAUCUGUCCGCCAAGCUCCACUUCAUGGAGGUCAAGAUUGACUUCGUGCCCAGGCAGGAACCUCCCAAGAUCCACCUGGACUGCCCUGGCCGCAAGCCGGACACCAUCGUGGUUGUGGCCGGGAACAAGCUGCGCCUGGACGUCCCCAUCUCCGGGGACCCUGCUCCCACGGUGAUCUGGCAGAAGACCAUGACACAGGGGAAAAAGGUCCCAGCUGGGCCGGCGCCUGAUGCCCCAGGGGAUGCAGGUGCCAGUGACGAGUGGGUGUUUGAAAAGAAGCUGCUGUGUGAGACCGAGGGCCGGGUCCGAGUGGAGACCACCAAGGACCGCAGCAUCUUCACCGUCGAGGGGGCAGAGAAGGAAGACGAGGGUGUCUACACGGUCACCGUGAAGAACCCUGUGGGCGAGGACCAGGUCAACCUGACAGUCAAGGUCAUCGACGUGCCGGAUGCCCCUGCGGCCCCCAAGAUCAGCAACGUGGGCGAGGACUCCUGCACGGUGCAGUGGGAGCCGCCUGCCUACGACGGCGGGCAGCCGAUCCUGGGUUACAUCCUGGAGCGCAAGAAGAAGAAGAGCUACCGGUGGAUGCGGCUGAACUUCGACCUGCUGCGGGACCUGCGGCACGAGGCGCGGCGCAUGAUCGAGGGCGUGGUGUACGAGAUGCGCGUCUACGCCGUCAACGCCAUCGGCAUGUCCAGGCCCAGCCCCGCCUCCCAGCCCUUCAUGCCCGUUGGCCCCCCCAGCGAGCCCACCCACCUGGCGGUGGAGGACAUCUCCGACACCACCGUGUCCCUCAAGUGGAGGCCCCCGGAGCGCGAGGGAGCCGGAGGCCUGGAUGGCUACAGCGUGGAGUACUGCCAGGAGGGCGGCUCCGAGUGGGUGGCCGCCCUGCAGGGGCUGACAGAGCGCACCUCGAUGCUGGUGAAGGACCUGCCCACGGGGGCCCGGCUGCUCUUCCGGGUGCGGGCACACAACGUGGCCGGGCCCGGAGCCCCUGCCACCACCAAGGAGCCCGUGACGGUGCAGGAGAUCCUGCAGCGGCCACGGCUCCAGCUGCCCAGGCACCUGCGCCAGACCAUCCAGAGGAGGGUCGGGGAGCCCGUGAACCUCCUCAUUCCUUUCCAGGGCAAGCCCCGGCCUCAGGUGACCUGGACCAAGGAGGGGCAGCCAUUGGCGGGAGAGGAGGUAAGCAUCCGCAACAGCCCCACAGACACCAUCCUCUUCAUCCGGGCCGCUCGCCGCGCCCACUCUGGCACCUACCAGGUGACGCUGCGCAUCGAGAACAUGGAGGACAAGGCGACGCUGGUCCUGCAGAUCGUUGACAAGCCGAGUCCCCCCCAGGACAUUCAGGUCACAGAGGCGUGGGGCUUCAAUGUGGCUCUGGAGUGGAAGCCGCCCCAAGACGAUGGCAACACAGAGAUCUCGGGUUACACGGUACAGAAAGCAGACCAGAAGACCAUGGAGUGGUUCACGGUGCUGGAGCAUUACCGCCGCACCCACUGUGUGGUGUCCGAGCUCAUCAUCGGCAACGGCUACUACUUCCGGGUCUUCAGCCACAACAUGGUGGGGCCCAGUGACAAAGCCGCCACCACCAAGGAGCCUGUCUUCAUCCCCAGACCAGGCAUCACCUACGAGCCACCCGACUACAAGGCCAUGGACUUCUCCGAGGCCCCAAGCUUCACCCACCCCCUGGUGAACCGCUCGGUCAUCGCCGGCUACAAUGCUACUCUCUGCUGUGCCGUCCGAGGCAGCCCCAAGCCCAAGAUUUCCUGGCUCAAGAACGGCCUGGACCUGGGAGAAGACGCCCGCUUCCGCAUGUUCAGCAAGCAGGGCGUGCUGACCCUGGAGAUCAGGAAGCCCUGCCCCUACGACGGGGGCGUCUAUGUCUGCAGGGCCACCAACCUGCAAGGCGAGGCGCAGUGUGAGUGCCGCCUGGAGGUGCGAGUGCCUCAGUGACCAGGCUGCCUCCUCGGGCACGGCCAGAGGUGCCACCGGAUGCCAGCCAUGUGCCAGGAGCCUGAGGGAAGCUGGACAAGCCUCCUCCCGCUGCUGGACACGUGUGCGCGGUAUGACCGGGGGCCGGCUGCGGAGUGGUGACGAGCAGGCGUGGGGACUGUGCAGACUGACCCUUCGGCGCUCCCGCUGGAAGCUCUCAGAUCGUGGGGGCGAAGAGCGAGUGGGCUCAGGAAAUGAUGGCUGCGUACGUCUUUCUGGCCUGCCAUGCUCUCGGGGUGUACGGGCAAUAAAGAUC
Eptesicus fuscus (big brown bat) is the source of this 4225-nucleotide messenger RNA. It is a transcript of the gene MYBPC3, whose product is annotated as myosin binding protein C3. Gene Ontology annotation, molecular function: protein binding. NCBI's taxonomy places the organism in Eukaryota, Metazoa, Chordata, Mammalia, Chiroptera, Vespertilionidae. Bases 1 to 3930 code for a protein of 1309 amino acids. The record is from RefSeq and is a predicted model, not a curated record. The transcript is spliced from 34 exons.